This is a messenger RNA of Dicentrarchus labrax (European seabass), 4797 nucleotides long. It is a transcript of the gene nlgn4xa, whose product is annotated as neuroligin 4 X-linked a. The record is from RefSeq and is a predicted model, not a curated record. The coding region runs from base 642 to 3179 and encodes 845 amino acids. The transcript is spliced from 7 exons. NCBI's taxonomy places the organism in Eukaryota, Metazoa, Chordata, Actinopteri, Moronidae. Gene Ontology annotation, biological process: neuron cell-cell adhesion; postsynaptic membrane assembly; chemical synaptic transmission. Gene Ontology annotation, cellular component: cell surface; postsynaptic specialization membrane; synapse. Gene Ontology annotation, molecular function: neurexin family protein binding; signaling receptor activity.
ACCUGGUUUCUCUAUCACUAAUCUUGUCCUCGCAAUACACUCGCUCUAUGAGAGCAAUUAGAUUCAGCACCGUUUCCAGUGCCUCUGCAAUGACUCAUUGAAACAUCUUCUGUGCUGAUAAAGCCGCAUCUCUAUUCUCCACCACACACACACACACACACACACACAUACACACACACACAAACACACACUCACUCACACACGCACAUAGGACGUAUAGUUGGGCUGCCUUCAGUACAUCGGGACUGCGCUUCUUACUUUGGAUUUGCAGAGCAGGAGGCUGGACGUGGACUUUAUUGUGUUUUUCCUAUGUGGUGUGUGUUUCGCCUGAAGUCGGGACUUACAUAAAAGAGUCGGACAGUGGAGAUACAUGCUGAGGAAUUCCCAUCAAGCUGGAUCCCACAUAACCAAAGAGAGUCCUAUUCUGGACUGGGGAUUCGUACAGCACCUGCCGAUCUCCUUGCAGGCUCUCGGAAUGGGGAGCUCUGAGAAAGCUGCUUUUUUUGAAUGGGGCUCCUUCGUUGAGCUCACAGCCUGAGGAGGAGCAGGAAGCAUCUCGGUGGAGGGGCAGGGGGGCGCAGAGGACCCGAGGGUGGACCAUAACCACAACCUGCCAGGCCAAGGCUCAGCACAGCAGGAGCAUGUCAGCACCCGGAAGCCCUUCAUGGAUGUGUCGCUCCACAGCCAAGGCCAACCUUUUGCUGUGGAUGGGGCUGGCGUCCAUCUGUGUGGCGGCUCUUCAGGCCCAACAACACCCUGUGGUCACCACUAAUUAUGGAAAAUUGCGGGGAGUGAAGGUUACAUUACCCAAUGAGAUCCUGGGACCAGUGGAGCAGUAUUUGGGGAUCCCAUAUGCGCUGGCCCCAACGGGGGAGCGGAGGUUCCAGCCGCCAGAGCCACCCAUGUCCUGGCCGGGCAUCAGGAAUGCUACUCAGUUUGCUCCAGUUUGUCCUCAGUACUUAGAGGACCGCUUUUUACUCAAUGAUAUGCUCCCUGUGUGGUUCACCGCCAACUUGGAUACAGUGGUAACCUAUGUGCAGGAGCAGAGCGAGGACUGCCUUUACCUGAACAUCUAUGUGCCCACAGAGGACGGGGCCAACUCAAACAAGGCGCAAGGCGCAGAUUUCAACAGUAAUGAUGGUGGCGGUGAUAAAGAUAUCCAUGAUGAGAAUGGGUUAAAGCCAGUCAUGGUUUACAUCCACGGAGGCUCCUACAUGGAGGGAACCGGCAACAUGAUUGACGGCAGCAUCCUGGCCAGCUACGGGAACGUCAUUGUCAUCACAAUCAACUACCGGCUUGGAGUUCUAGGGUUUCUAAGCACAGGAGACCAGGCAGCCAAGGGUAACUACGGCCUUCUGGAUCAAAUUCAGGCUCUCAGGUGGAUCAAAGAAAACAUCCAGUCCUUCAAAGGAGACCCAAAGAGAGUGACCAUUUUUGGCUCUGGCGCCGGAGCAUCAUGCGUCAGCCUGCUCACCCUCUCGCAUUACUCAGAAGAUCUGUUCCAGAAAGCCAUCAUCCAGAGUGGCACAGCACUGUCCAGCUGGGCGGUCAACUACCAGCCUGCCAAGUACACACGAGCCCUGGCUGAGAAGGUGGGCUGCAACAUGCUGGACACUAUCGACUUGGUGGAGUGCCUGCAAAACAAGAACUACAAAGAGCUGAUCGAGCAGUACAUCACACCUGCAAAGUACCACAUCGCCUUUGGGCCUGUGAUUGAUGGUGACGUCAUACCAGAUGACCCCCAGAUCCUCAUGGAGCAAGGGGAGUUCCUCAACUAUGACAUCAUGCUGGGGGUCAAUCAGGGCGAAGGGUUCAAGUUUGUGGACGGCAUCGUGGACAGUGAGGACGGGGUGUCCGCCAAUGAUUUUGACUUUGCUGUGUCCGACUUUGUUGACCAUCUCUAUGGCUACCCGGAGGGCAAGGACACUCUGCGCGAGACCAUCAAAUUCAUGUACACGGACUGGGCAGACAAGGAGAACCCAGAGACCCGGCGCAAGACCCUGGUGGCUCUUUUCACUGACCACCAAUGGGUGGCACCAGCAGUGGCCACAGCUGACCUCCACGCCCAGUAUGGCUCACCCACCUAUUUCUACGCUUUCUACCACCAUUGUCAGAGUGACAUGAAGCCCAGCUGGGCCGACUCGGCCCACGGUGAUGAAGUACCGUACGUGUUUGGAAUCCCCAUGAUUGGCCCCACAGACCUCUUCAAUUGCAACUUCUCUAAGAAUGACGUGAUGCUGAGUGCUGUCGUCAUGACCUACUGGACUAACUUUGCUAAAACAGGGGAUCCAAACCAACCUGUUCCACAGGAUACAAAGUUCAUCCACACAAAACCCAACCGGUUUGAGGAGGUAGCCUGGACUAAGUACAACCCCAAAGACCAGCUCUACCUUCACAUUGGCCUCAAACCUCGAGUCCGAGACCACUACCGUGCUACCAAGGUCGCUUUCUGGUUAGAACUAGUUCCACAUCUCCACAACAUAAAUGAAUUUUUUCAAUACGUAUCCACCACCACCAAGAUACCUCCGCAGGACACCACCCCGUACCCUUACACCAAACGGUUCCCUGGCAAAAACAACUGGCCAUCCACUACCCGCCACCCAGGGGUCCCGCCUGCCAACACCAAACAGACCACCGACCAGCGCAAGAGUGGUGACCUGACGGAUGAGUCGACUGUGGUGAUCGAGACCAAGAGGGACUACUCCACGGAACUCAGCGUCACCAUUGCAGUCGGCGCGUCCCUGCUCUUUCUGAAUAUCCUCGCCUUCGCUGCGCUGUACUACAAGAAAGAUAAGCGGCGGCAUGAGUCAAAUCGGCGCGUCCCCACCCCACAACGCAACUCUGCUCCGACCAACACGCCAUCCACUGCCAACGACGUGGCCCACCUGCAGAGCGAGGAACUGAUGUCACUGCAGAUGAAGCAGCAGCAGCUGGAGCACGAGCACCACCACGAGUGCGAGCCGCUGCAGACCCACGACACACUGCGCCUCACCUGCCCACCCGACUACACCCUCACCCUGCGCCGGUCGCCUGACGACAUACCCCUGAUGACGCCGAGCACCAUCACUAUGAUCCCCAACUCGCUGGCUGGCAUGCAGCCACUGCACAACUUCAAUACUUUCGGUGGCAGCCAGAACAGUACCAACUUACCCCAUGGCCACUCCACCACACGGGUAUAGCUCCCCUGGGAAGGGCUGCUGCCGGAUUCCGUCUGGAUCAGCCACUAACCUUGCAAGGCAAAUAUGACAAGAUAAAACUGUGUGAAGCACAGACUCAGCAGAUGUUAUUUUGCUACCAUGCCUUCUUGAAAAGUAUAUACCGUAUAAAUUGAUCAUGAACUCAUGACAAUAUUCAGUGAAUGUUACUAUAGUAAUAACUCUAUUUGGAGCUAAGCUUCAUGGAAGGUUUCGAGGAGUUUUACCAAAAGACAAGGCAAACAGGGGAUGACUGUUAAUAUUCUUACAACACAAAAAGAAUUCAGUGUGACAAAGAAGCCUCUGCUGAGGCUUUUGUGCCAUAAAUAUAUAAUGGGAAGACAGUGGCAACAGUUGAACGUCUGAAACAUCAUCUUUUCAUGAUUCUUCAUGCAUCAGACACCUGACUUGGGCACAGAAUUCAACACCCCAGCCUGAAAUGUAUUUAUGAAAACUUUGUAAAAAAAGAAAAAAAAAGAAAAAAGGUAUAUAGUUGUGCGUGGAAAUUUAAAAAGUUAAAAAAGAAAACAUUAUAUUAAAAGAGCUCCUCCUAUUAUUGUUUUUUAUUUUGGCUGAGAUAUUUUGGGUUUUUUGAGCUUGUGCUUUCUGUUUAGGUGCGUGUAAAUAUAUCCAAACAUUCUCCAUUUUUUUUCUGAUUACAAUCUGUGUUUCAUUAUUUUUAUUAUUUUUCACAGAACGACCAAAAUGCGAACACAAUCUCAUCCUUGGAGAUUUGCACACCAUGGGUCUGCAGGUCAUCACAUACAGAAGUGUCUCGUGCAUUGCUUUGUUUCCACUCUUUAGACAUUGCAUGUCCAGGAAGAGCUUUACUCUCCAUUUUUAGACACGUCUCCUGUCUGAGAAUGAGGACUGAUUUUGAUCCCAUCACCUGCUGUCAUCCUGUUAUGCUUCCAAUAGUUUUCUUUGUGGGCUUUUUCUGUCUUGCAAUCAGCACUGCCUGAGCUUACAAUGUGACCAGCAAUGUAUUAUUUAGAAAUAAAAAAGGCAGUGAUUUUUUUUGUAUCAAUAUUAGUUGGAUAUGUUUGUAAAGAAAUAUGUGUUAGAUAUUUCAAAUUGUCAUAUGCUAGCAAUAUGUAAAGUAUUGUGCCAGGCUUGUGAUAUUUUGGGUUACAAAAGCAAGUGAAUGAGUGUAAAUAUUAAUGAUAUUAAUUAUUAUGAAAUUACAGCAAAAGUAACCAUUAACUCUCUUUCCGUUUUGCAUCCUAUUACAAAAAAAAAAAAAAAAAAAAUGGAAGUACAUCCAGAAGAUUUUAAGCUACAUUUGUAAAUUCUAUAAAAAGAUAUAUUCUUGCCAUUUGGUCCCUAAACCAGUCAAGAUAACAAGGGUUUUAAUGUAGAGUUUUAAAAUCCUUAGUUCGUCUUAUAUUUGUUUGCGGUUUUGCCUUAAGUGAUAAUAGAGAUAUUUCUGGCUGGACACCUGUAUAAACUUUUUCUGCAACAUUUUUAAUAAAAAAUCACAGUAUUUUCUAAAAAAAAAGAAAAAAAAGAAACAUGGAAAGUUUGGAUUUGUUUGGACGGUUAUGUGUGCAAAUGUGAUUAGAUGUAUAUGCAUGACAGUUAGAUUAAAUUGUACAUCUUCAAA